This is a messenger RNA of Penicillium atrosanguineum, 1482 nucleotides long. RefSeq names its product C2HC5-type zinc finger protein. Bases 1 to 1482 code for a protein of 493 amino acids. The record is from RefSeq and is a predicted model, not a curated record. Gene Ontology annotation, biological process: regulation of DNA-templated transcription. NCBI's taxonomy places the organism in Eukaryota, Fungi, Ascomycota, Eurotiomycetes, Eurotiales, Aspergillaceae. Gene Ontology annotation, molecular function: zinc ion binding. Gene Ontology annotation, cellular component: nucleus. The transcript has a single exon.
AUGUCUGACCUCACAACCUGGGCGACGCCUCGGCUUAGCCAGCUUCUCCCACUGGAUGAAGACUCCUUAAGGCAAGUUAUCGACUAUUCGGCCAGUCUUUCGAAAGAGGCCUGCGCCGAAAACCUGAAAAGCCUCGUCGGCGAUUCCCCCGCAGCUCUCGAGUUUAUCGCCUCAUUCAAUGCCCGUCGCGACCCCCGCCCGCCCGCGACAUCUACACGAAAUGAAACAGCCAGCGAAAGGCCGAAAGGGAAGAAUAAAAAGGAGAAGAAGCCGCUACACAAUGCUGGCCCGCCACGUCGACCGGACAAUUAUGGUGACGUGGGAGGAGGCUACAUGAAGUCCAGAGCGGAGGAGGACUACAUGUCCGCCAGCAAGUCGAUGUCCAAUUCCCCCAGCCUGCCUGCACCUGGACCCUCUGCAUCCUCUCGCGCGCAGUCUUCCACGAUUUCAACUCCCUCAAAACCGCCUCCGUCUGCUUCUGGGCCUGUCCUUUCCGAUAUGCUGCCAAAUGUGCGAUCAAAGACGAGCAAACAGAAACAAACCGGAGGUACAGCAAGUUCCUUAAAGGGCGGUGCAGCCCUCACAACCAACAAUAUCUCCGACUUGACGGCCGCAAUUGCAGCAUUGGAACUUUCGACCAACCCUACAAAGAGCACCGAAAACCGCAAAUGUAACUGCUACGCUUCCAUUCAUCCACUAUUUGAUCCAGCCCCCAACUGCGUCAAAUGCGGCAAGAUAAUCUGUUCUCUCGAGGGUUUACAACCAUGCUCGUUCUGCGGCACGCCGCUCCUCUCACCAGAAGAGGUACAGGAUAUGAUUAGAGAGCUACGAGAGGAACGCGGGCAGGAAAAGAUGCGAGCCCAUAAUGAGGGUGCACACCAUCAAGGAGGGCCGAAACCCACAGGAUCCGGGUCGUCUUCUCCGAACAAGCUGGAUGCAGCUAGAGCCCAUCGUGACAAACUGCUUCAGUUCCAAGCACAAAAUGCUCGUCGGACCAAGGUCGUUGAUGAGGCAGCCGACUUCGAGACCCCGAAUGUCGCCUCAACGAUAUGGAUGAGCCCGGCACAGCGAGCACUCGCGCUGAAGAAGCAGCAGCGCAUUCAACGGGAGAUGGAAGAGAAAGCUCGUCCCGAAUGGGAGAAGAAGAAGACCGUGAUGAGCCUUGAUAUCAAAGGCGGCAAAGUACGGAGGGUGUAUCAUUCCGCACAGGUGGAGUCAACACCAGACCCUAGUGAGCCGGACUCCAUGGAUGUCGCUGACUCCGAGGGAGGUCCGGCAUCGGGGAGAGGCCAUGCUUUCAGUCGGAAUCCUCUCCUUGCUGCAGGAGGGUUGAUGCGUCCAGUCUGGAAAGCCCCAACCGGCAAGACGGCAGAUGGAGCCGAGCGAGCGGAAAGGAAGCAAACAUGGCGACGCGUGCAGGACGACAGUGACGAUAACGAGCAGUGGAUCCUGGAUGGUGGAUUACAUGGGACCAGCUCAUAG